UGGCCCAAUCACACUUCUACUCGGCCACUGAGAUUGUCGCCUUGAACAAGACGCCCGAAGCGGGACUUUAUCUUGCAUCAGGAGGCGAGUUUGUUAUCCGGGCGCUGUAUACACCAGGAGGUCCAGGUCGAGAGACUACUAGGCGAUGACGGGUGAUUGAUCCAUCUGAGCUAGCUAUCUAUCCCUCGCCCGUCAUCAUGCUUCUUCCGAUCUCGAAGCUGUCUGGCGUGUCUAAUUUUGCCCAUAGGACAUACCCACGCCGCCCUCGCUCCAUGAUAAGCAGCAGCCGUUCGUCGUAUCGGUCGCUCCCCCUCCUUCUCCCUCUCCCCUCUACCUCCCAAGAUGAGCGCAAACAAAGAAGCGGUCCGCGCGGCUGACGAGCAGCUGCUCGCCGAGCUGGGGUACAAGCAGGAGUUCAAGCGCGCGUUCACGCCGCUCGAGGUCUUCGGCAUUGCGUUCUCGAUCAUCGGGCUCCUGCCCUCGAUCGCGUCCGUCAUAUUCUACGCGCUGCCGAACGGCGGCGGCCCGGCCAUGGUGUGGGGCUGGGCGGUCGGGAGCUUCUUCAUUUUGCUCGUGGGCAUGAGCAUGGCGGAGCUGGGUUCGUCCGCGCCGACCUCUGGGGGUCUGUACUUCUGGACCUACUCCCUGUCGUCACCGCGGUGGCGGAACUUCCUGUGCUGGCUCGUUGGCUACGCGAACACCAUUGGAUCGAUCGCGGGUGUUGCAAGCAUCGACUGGGGUGCUGCUGUUCAAGUCAUGGCUGCUGCCACCAUCGGAAGCGACGGUGCCUUUGUGGCUACAUCAGCCCAGCUCUUCGGCGUCUACAUCGCCAUCCUCUCCACCCACAUCGUCGUCUGCUCGCUGGGAACGACCAUCCUCGCACGCCUCCAGACCGUCUAUGUUAUUCUGAAUGUCGUUCUAUGCAUCGUCGUUAUUAUCGCGCUACCGGCUGCAACGCCAUCCGAAUUCAAAAACACGGCGGCAUUUGCGUUGGGCGAAUUCCAAAACAUGAAUGGAUGGUCCAACGGAUUUGCCUUCUUCCUGAGCCUUCUCGCCCCGCUUUGGACUAUCUGCUCGUUUGAUUCGAGCGUCCACAUCAGCGAAGAAUCGUCCAACGCAGCGACUGCUGUACCGUGGGCCAUCGUCAGCGCUAUCGGAAUUGCUGGUGUCCUUGGAUGGGCGAUCAACAUGGCUCUUGCAUUCUGCAUGGGCACCGAUCUCGAGUCGCUCGCGUCGAGCGCUCAGCCCAUGGCGACCAUCUUCCUGAACAGCUUCGGCAAGAAGGCGACGUUGGCGCUGUGGGCGAUUGUGAUCAUUGUGCAAUAUAUGAUGGGAUCGUCUAUGCUGCUCGCUGCCAGCCGCCAGACCUAUGCGUUCAGUCGAGACGGCGCGCUUCCCUUCUCAGGCUGGUUGUAUAGAAUGAACGGUUUCACGGAAACGCCGGUGAACACUGUGAUUUUUGUCGCCUUCUGGUCCGGCCUGUGCGGGCUUCUCGUGUUCGCCGGCGCUCAGGCGACGAAUGCGAUCUUCGAGAUCUCCGUGACAGCGCUGUACGUCGCGUACUCGAUUCCCAUCGCGGCCAGGUAUAUGGGCAACAACGAAUUCAAGCCGGGCCCGUUCUCGCUCGGGUGGUUUUCGCUUCCCUGCGCGGUCAUUUCGGUGGCCUUCAUGUCCUUCAUGGGGAUCGUCUUCCUGUUCCCCACUGCAGCAGGCACGGUGGACGCGCAGAGCAUGAACUACUCGGUGGUGGUCAUGUACGCCAUCCUCUUGCUCUCCGUGCUGUACUACUUCCUGCCCGUCUACGGCGGGCGCCACUGGUUCACUGGGCCAAUCAAGAAUAUUGAUAUCCCUGUCGCUGGGAUGGAAAAGUCCUCAUUGAGCGAACAGGACGACGUGUAGUACCUUAUAUACCUAGCUAGAAUCGAGCUGAAAACCCAUUCACGUGAACAUGCGCAGUUGGAAUAACGGUCUCUGUUGUCCCUCCAUCUGACAAAAUCCGGAAAACAGGCGCGAGGGCCAUAUGAUCUCGCAUAGGAGGAGGCACCCCACACUGCGGACUGUAAAUAGAUCAUUUUUU
Mycena citricolor is the source of this 2077-nucleotide messenger RNA. The record is from the annotation of a GenBank genome assembly. NCBI's taxonomy places the organism in Eukaryota, Fungi, Basidiomycota, Agaricomycetes, Agaricales, Mycenaceae.